Paraglomus occultum is the source of this 825-nucleotide messenger RNA. Lineage: Eukaryota; Fungi; Glomeromycota; Glomeromycetes; Paraglomerales; Paraglomeraceae. The record is from the annotation of a GenBank genome assembly.
AUGAAGCAAUCAAAUAAAUUAGAAACGUAUGGAAAUGAAGUUACCAUGAACAUGAACAACAUUCUGUACCAGAAUAUUCAGGCAUCUCCUUACUUUAAGCAGUUGUACGAAAAGAAGACGUACCACGAAGUUAUUGACGAGAUUUACAAUCAUGUCGAGUCUCUCGAACCAUUUCUUAAGGGCACAACAGCUUCGACAGCCUUUUGUUUAUUAUACAAGCUAUGGACAUUGAGAUUGUCCGUUAAACAAGUUAAAGGCUUGAUUGAUCACACAGAUUCUCCCCACAUAAGAGCCUUGGGGUUUCUAUAUCUUCGUUAUGUUUGCAAACCGGCAGACCUCUGGUCGUGGUUUGAGCCGUAUUUGGAUGAUGAAGAAGAGAUUCAAAUACAAGGCGGAUCUAGGCCAGUCAUCAUAACUAUUGGAAAGGUGGCCCGUCAGUUAUUAUUAGAAAAUAAAUGGCUUGGAACCAUAUUACCUCGCAUUCCAGUUCCCAUUGCUCGUGAAAUUGAGCAGAAGAUCAAGGAACAGACUAAACCUCUUCCAACUCCUCAAGGGCGGCAAUCCCCAUCAUACGACAACGGGCGUCGCGACUCACCAGAGCUUAAUGAUAUCGUGAGAAGAGGAGUAAGAGCAGAGACAGAGAUAGAAGUGGAGAUAGAAGUAGGGAUAGACAUAGAAGAAGAAGAAGUUAUAGCCGAGACAGGAGAGAUAGAAACCAUGAGCGCCGGGGGAGUCAUGAUUAUGAAAGGAAAAGAAGAUAUGACGAUGAUCGAGAAUCCGAUCGAAGAAGGAGCCGGAGUCCUCGAAAGGAUGUAUAGAUUGUAA